AUGGGUGCCGUCGUCUCUUGCAUCCAAAGCGUCUUCCGCGCCAUCGGAAGCGCCCUCAUGGCCAUCGUCAACGCCAUCGGCUCUAUCUGCCACGCGAUCAUCAGCGGCGUCGUGACCGUGGUCGACGUCAUCAUCUCCUUCCUCACCUGCGGCUACUGUGGAAGACGCAGACGAGGCAGGAGAUCGGCCGUCUGA
This is a messenger RNA of Penicillium canescens, 195 nucleotides long. RefSeq lists its product as uncharacterized. The transcript has 2 exons. The record is from RefSeq and is a predicted model, not a curated record. The coding region runs from base 1 to 195 and encodes 64 amino acids. Lineage: Eukaryota; Fungi; Ascomycota; Eurotiomycetes; Eurotiales; Aspergillaceae.